Messenger RNA from Varanus komodoensis (Komodo dragon), 2081 nucleotides. It is a transcript of the gene BSG, whose product is annotated as basigin (Ok blood group). The coding region runs from base 111 to 926 and encodes 271 amino acids. Gene Ontology annotation, molecular function: cell adhesion molecule binding. Gene Ontology annotation, biological process: cell-cell adhesion. Gene Ontology annotation, cellular component: cell-cell junction. The record is from RefSeq and is a predicted model, not a curated record. Lineage: Eukaryota; Metazoa; Chordata; Lepidosauria; Squamata; Varanidae. The transcript has 8 exons.
CCCAGAGGCGGCGGCCGCGAGCGAGCGAGGCAGGCGAGCGGAGCGGAGCGGGGCGGGCGCGUGUCGGGCGGCCGUUGAAGCAGUUCGGAGGGGCCAGGAUCGCAGGCAGGAUGGCGGCUGGGCCGGUCUGGCUGGCGCUGAGCGUCUUGCUGGGCGCCCUCGGAGGCGCCUCCGCAGCAGGCCCCGCCAUCUCCUCCACCAGAGACGUGACCUCGGGCUCCAACGUGGUCCUUUCCUGCAACGUCAGCGAGCCGCCUUCGGUCAUCAGGGACAGUUACUGGAUGAAGGGCGAGACGAAGCUGGAAUCGAACAAGUCGUCUUCAGAGUUCACCUCGUACCUGAUCCCGAAGGUGGAUCACGAAACCUCGGGCGAGUACCACUGCGUGUUCAACACCACGCCCGUCCUGAGGGGGACCGUGUACGUCAAAGUGAAGCCGCAUGUCUUUGCCUACAAGAAGUCGGAGCACGGGAACGAGGGGGACACCGCGGUGCUGACCUGCAAGUGCAACUCCUACCCGCCUGUCAGCCAGUGGAGCUGGUUCAAGGUGGUGGACGGCGUGUACCAGCCCAUCGUCAACGGCUCCGAGGACCGGUUCUACGUCAAGUCGGGGGGCAACCGGACGGACCUGCGCAUCCUGUCCUUGGACAUCGAGAAGGACGCGGGCGACUACGUGUGCAACGGCACCAAUGAGCAGGGCGAGGGGAGCGCCAUGGUGGGCCUGCGUGUGCGCAGCCGCCUGGCGGCCCUCUGGCCCUUCCUGGGGAUCGUGGCCGAAGUGCUGGUCCUCGUCACCAUCAUCUUCAUCUACGAGAAGAGGAGAAAGCCCAACGAGGUCCCCGAUGAUGACGAUGGAGGAUCCGCACCACUGAAAAGCAACGCCACAAAUCACAAGGACAAGAACGUGCGUCAGAGGAAUGCGAACUGAGCAGGCGCCAAGGUGAACGCCGGCUAAGCAGCUGUCCUCCAUGACUUCCCCGUGUCUUGUGCCGCUGCACCGAGUCCCCUAGUGCUUCCUCGCUGACAUCAGUUAAUUUCACUCUUAAGAGAAGCGUGCGAUUUUAGCGUAUCCCCACCCCUUCCUUUUCUUUCUUAAGGAAACAGCUGCAGGAGGAUGGCUUCUUUUUCCCUUUAAGUUCUCACACACACCCCGUUUUUUUGCUGUAGACCUCACGGUUGCUCCUUGGGCACAAGGGCGGGAACAGGAAACACAAUCUGCUGUAGAGGAAUGUAGAAAGCAGGGCUGGAGCUGUCAUCCCCUGGCCCUGCCCCGAGUCCCCGGCCCUUUUCCCCGACACUAAACUACCUUUGGGAAGCGAACCAGCUAGUCUCUCUGGAGCGACCCAGCCGUGGGAAUAUCCAGCCCCUCGCCCUGGGAAAGGGCCUCAUUUCAGCGAUCGGCACCCCGUGUCUCGUCUGGAGGGGAAGGGGCCUGUCCCAUUUGGCCAGAAACCCCCAGCUCGGGCACUGCCUUUUCCAGAACAGCCAGGGCAGCGUCCUUGAGAAGCGGGUGCGGCGCACAGACGCCUCGGCCUCCCGCCAAGUUCCCGUCGCCACGAGGCGGGGCUCCCCUCUGGGCUGCCCAGUGCUGCCCUGGCUUCCCAGUCCUUGCCUUCCCGGCAGGCCAGCUCCCCGGCCAGAGGCCCGUCGUGCUGCUCCUUGGGGGCUUUUCUCCCGCACGGCUCCCCGCAGGGCUCCAUGCCUCCGACUUGGAGAGCAGCAGGAACGGCCGCCGCUUGCGCCAUGUCACAGCUGCCUCCCAGGCCCCCAUUGCAGGCAUGCUGCGCGCCAGGGCCGGGGGCCAGAUGCCGGCAGGGGUGUCCUUCCAGCUCCUCCGGGCCUCCUCCCCUUCAUCUCCCGCAUUGGCUCGGCCACAGCCAAGAGGGCUACUGCCACGGCGGCAGGGCCCAGGGUGGAAACCGGGAUCCACCUCCUCCUCCUCCGACAGCCAUCAGGAGCUCAAAAGGGAGGGCCGCCCCUUGCGCUCCGUCGGCUGCUCCCGCUUUGGUCGCUGUUGAAACCGUUUGCCUGUUCUGGACCCUUCCUCCAAUAAAGCCGACUCUUUGUUGGUGUCUCCUUCCCA